This is a messenger RNA of Lachnellula hyalina, 1332 nucleotides long. It is a transcript of the gene tfa1, whose product is annotated as Transcription initiation factor IIE subunit alpha. The transcript is spliced from 3 exons. Bases 1 to 1332 code for a protein of 443 amino acids. The record is from RefSeq and is a predicted model, not a curated record. Gene Ontology annotation, biological process: transcription open complex formation at RNA polymerase II promoter; transcription initiation at RNA polymerase II promoter. Gene Ontology annotation, cellular component: transcription factor TFIIE complex. Lineage: Eukaryota; Fungi; Ascomycota; Leotiomycetes; Helotiales; Lachnaceae.
AUGGAUCUCGCCCAGAUGCUUGUGCGCUCCUGCGUGCGCUCGUUCUACGAUACCAAGCAUAUUCUGGUCAUUGAUGCACUGAUUAUCCACUCGGCCUUGCGUGACGAUGACAUGGCCUAUCUCAUGGGCAUGAAUACGAAAGAGCUCCAUAAGCUGUGUGGUCGACUGAAGGAGGAUAGGUUCCUCGCCGUACAUACACGCCCCGAGCUCAAAGAAGGUCAGCAACGUCCAUUGAAUCGAACCUAUUACUACAUCGACUACCGUGCUACAAUUGAUGCCAUCAAAUGGCGGGUCUACCUCAUCGACAAGCAGGUCCAGGGAAAUACAGUACCAGAGAUGGAACGAAAGGAGUUCUUCUGUCCAAGGUGCAAGUCGGAAUGGACACAAAUGGAGGUUCUGGACAAGUAUGGGCCGCAGGGCUUUUUAUGCCACCGAUGCGAUUACAUUCUGGAGCAACAUGACCCGAACAGCAACAGCCGUGGAGGGCAUGAACAAUCAACGAAGCUGAACGCCCAAUUCAAGUUUAUUACCGACCUCUUGCCCAAAAUCGAUGGUGUCGUCGUUCCAGAAAAUACGUUUGAGCAAGCUCUAGCCUCUGCCCGAAAAGUCAAUCGCGAUGAGACAAACCCCGCGUACGAAACAGCACCUCUUGAUGCUGCAGUCGAAAGACCAACGGCGGUCCGAGGUAUGGCAAAUGUUGCGCCUCAAACGAUAUCUGUCACCCUCACGGCAUCUGAGGGUCCUACGGAUGCAGACAUUGCUGCUGAAAAAGCAAGAAAGGAGAAGACGGCACAUCAAAAUGCCCUGCCCGUCCAUUUCACGCAUAGUACAAUCAGUGGUGAGCAAGUAAGAUUCAAUGGAGAUACAGCAGCACUGUCUUCUCAACCCCGGGAGCCAGACAAGAAAGACAUCGGGUUUGACACUCCAUCCGCCAAUGGAGACGUCGAGGGAAUUGAUGAUUACUUUGCACAGCUCAAGGCAGCCCAAGCAAAAGAAGCUGAGCAAGAGCAAGAAGAAGAGUUCGAGACUGAUGAUGAAGAAGAAGACUUUGAAGAUGUGAUUCCUGGAACGGCCUCUGGAGUUGGCACUCCCUCUAGUUCAGUUGGCGGAGAAGUAAAGCCUACCUCGGCACCUUAUGCAAGCGGCUUGACAGGUGUAUUGAAGAAGGGCGGCAGCGCUUCGGGGAGUGGUACCAGCACAGGCGUAACUAGUCCGGUGACAGGACCAGGCACGCCAGAAGAUGGUAGACCGCCGAAAAGGGUCAGGAUUGAGGAGCCAGUCGUGAAAGAUGAAGAGGAGAGUGAGGAAGACGUCGAGUUCGAGGAUGUAUAA